Messenger RNA from Pristis pectinata (smalltooth sawfish), 5300 nucleotides. RefSeq names its product ATP-binding cassette, sub-family C (CFTR/MRP), member 4 (gene abcc4). Gene Ontology annotation, biological process: transmembrane transport. Gene Ontology annotation, cellular component: plasma membrane. The transcript is spliced from 31 exons. Bases 322 to 4302 code for a protein of 1326 amino acids. The record is from RefSeq and is a predicted model, not a curated record. Gene Ontology annotation, molecular function: ATP hydrolysis activity; ABC-type transporter activity; ATP binding. Lineage: Eukaryota; Metazoa; Chordata; Chondrichthyes; Rhinopristiformes; Pristidae.
GCGUUUUUAUUAUUUCAUUCCGUGAUGCAAAGAACAACAACUUUUUCGAUGUCAAUUAACUGACAUCACUUUCAUUUUGAAUUAAUUAUUCCACGCCCCCCAACAAAGGUGUAGACUCAAGGAGAGGCAGUGCGGCGUCGGGGGAAUGUGUGUGUCCCGCUGCGACCGACCGUCGCUCACAAGCCAGGGGUCGGCGCCGGGAUGUGGUGUAAGUCUUUGAGGUGGGAAGUGACGCCGGAAAGUCCGGGCGAGCGAAAAGGGAACCGAGCAGAAGCUGACGCGCAGUAGGACCGGCAGCAGCGCAUUUUCUGCAACACGGAAAUGGAGCCCCUCCAAAGAGACGAUAAACCAAACCCUCUUGCAACGGCGAAUGUAUUCUCCAGCCUGUUUUUUUGUUGGCUCAAUCCACUGUUCCAAAUUGGUUAUAAAAGGAGACUAGAAGAAAAUGACCUGUACAAAGUUCUCCCAGAAGAUGGAUCUGAGAGAUUGGGAGAAGAACUGCAAAGGCACUGGGACAAAGAAGUCCAGAAGGCACGGAAGCAAGUUCGAAUUCCCCAUCUAACAAAAGCCAUUUUAAAAUGUUUCUGGAAAUCUUAUAUUGUUUUAGGUGCUUUUACAGUUUUAGAGGAAAUAAUAAGAGUUGUUCAGCCUAUUAUGUUGGGAAAAAUUAUUAAUUAUUUUGAAAAUUACAAUAUGGAUGAUACAGAGGCUUCUAAAAUUGCCUUUGGAUAUGCUGCUGGCCUAUCGCUUUGUACAUUGUUUUUGGCAGUUCUCCAUCACCUCUAUUUCUUUCAUGUACAAAGGAGCGGAAUGAAACUAAGAAUAGCAAUGUGCCAUAUGAUUUACAAAAAGGCACUGCGUCUCAAUAACAUUGCGCUGGCAAAAACAACCACAGGCCAGAUAGUGAACCUCUUAUCCAAUGAUGUAAACAAGUUCGAUCAGGCAACCAUAUUUCUACAUUUCCUAUGGGUUGGACCACUGCAAGUAAUUGCAGUGAUAGCACUGCUGUGGCAUGAAAUAGGACCAUCUUGCUUGGCUGGAAUAGCUGUUCUACUGAUCCUGAUGCCGGUGCAAACCAUCUUUGGGAAGUGGUUUUCAGUUCUGAGAAGCAAAACUGCAGUGCUGACAGAUAGCAGAAUUCGAACGAUGAAUGAGGUGAUAUCAGGAAUGCGAAUCAUCAAGAUGUAUGCAUGGGAAAAACCCUUUACAAGUUUGAUUACUCAAAUUAGAAAGAAGGAGAUUGCUAAGGUUCUACAAAGCUCUUACCUGCGUGCCUUGAACAUGGCCUCAUUCCUUAUAGCAAGCAAGAUGAUAUUAUUUUUUACAUUCCUGGUGUAUGUGCUACUUGGCAACACUAUCACAGCAAGCCGUGUGUUUGUCACAGUAUCACUGUAUGGUGCUGUGAGACUCACAGUCACCUUAUUCUUCCCAGCAGCUAUUCAAACUGUUUCUGAGGGAUUGAUCAGCAUAAGAAGGAUAAAGGAAUUUUUGAUCCUUGACGAAAUUAAAAAACCCAACGAAGGUGUGAAUAACAGUGAAAAUGUCUAUUCAGUUCACUUACAAGAUCUCACAUGCUAUUGGGAUAAGACAAUGGAAGCUCCAUCGCUGCAAAAUAUUAGUUUUUCUAUCAGACCAGGGGAACUUCUGGCUGUGAUUGGACCUGUGGGUGCUGGCAAAUCCUCUAUUCUUGCUGCAAUACUCGGAGAACUUUCAAAACAAAGUGGUAUCCUGGAUGUUAAAGGCAAAAUAGGUUAUUGUGCACAACAGCCAUGGGUAUUUCCUGGUACUGUUCGGACCAAUAUCCUAUUUGGCAAAGAAUACCAAAAAGCAAAAUAUGAAAAGGUCAUCACAGCUUGUGCCCUGAAGAAAGAUUUGGAGCUACUUCAGGAUGGUGACCUAACUCAGAUUGGAGACCGUGGAGUUACACUCAGUGGAGGACAGAAAGCCAGAGUGAAUUUGGCUAGAUCUGUGUAUCAAGAUGCCGAUAUCUACUUACUUGAUGAUCCUCUCAGUGCUGUCGAUGCUGAAGUUGGAAAACACCUAUUUGAACAGUGUAUAACAGGAGUUCUGAAAAAUAAACCUCGUAUUCUGGUAACCCACCAGCUUCAAUAUUUAAGUGCUGCUAGCCAAAUUAUCAUAUUAAAAGAGGGUCGAGUGGUUGAAAGGGGAAAAUUAAAUCAGCUAAAAAAAUCUGGAGUUGAUUUUGCUUAUCUACUAGAACAACAUGAAGAAGAUGAACAGACAGUUUCCCAUUCUACCACAAAAGUCAGAAAGGAACGUACGAUUUCUCAGAGCUCAGUUUUGUCAUUGGGAUCUUCAACACAAUCGCAUAAAGAGGGCUCAGUUGAACUACCAGGAGAGUCUGUACUCACAGCAGUACCGGAAGAGAGUCGAUCUGAAGGAUCAAUUGGUUUUAAAGUCUAUAAGAAGUAUUUUCUAGCUGGAGCUAAUUAUUUUAUCAUAUUGAUUGCCAUCGGUCUCAAUUUGUUGGCACAGGUUUCCUAUAUCCUUCAGGAUUGGUGGCUGUCACAUUGGGCUACAAACCAAGAAAAGUUGAAUACUACUCAAGGAGCUGGUCCAAAUAAUUCAACCCAGCAACUGGAUAUUAACUUCUAUUUAGGAACAUAUGCAGGUUUAACAAUAGCUGUGAUGCUCUUUGGAGUUGCCGGAAGUUUGCUCAUUUUCAAAAUAUUGGUUGAUGCAUCGCAGGAUUUGCAUAACAAAAUGUUUACAUCCAUUAUUAGAGCUCCAGUUUUAUUCUUCGACAGAAAUCCUGUAGGUCGGAUCCUGAAUCGUUUCUCCAAAGAUGUUGGCCACCUGGAUGACUUGUUGCCCUAUACUUUCAUGGACUUUUUGCAGACUCUUCUGCAGAUCUUGGGUGUGUUAGCCGUGGCAGUAUCUGUCAUUCCGUGGAUACUUAUUCCGAUCACUCCACUUGUUGUUGUAUUCUCUUUCCUUCGGCGCUAUUUCUUGGAAACAUCACGUGAUAUUAAACGCAUGGAAACAACUACCCGAAGUCCGGCCUUUUCCCACCUAUCUUCAUCCCUUCAAGGACUUUGGACAAUUCGUGCUACAAAAACAGAGCAACAGUUUCAGGCAAAAUUUGAUGAACAUCAAGAUCUUCAUUCAGAAACGUGGUUCCUUUUCCUGUCUACUUCACGGUGGCUUGCAGUUCGAUUGGAUGUUCUUUGUGCGGUUUUUGUCACAGCUGUUGCUUUUAGUUCCAUUAUAAUUGCAAACCAGCUAGAUGCAGGACAGGUUGGUUUAGCUCUGUCUUAUUCUAUCACACUGAUGGGCAUGUUCCAGUGGGGAGUUCGCCAAAGUGCUGAAGUUGAAAAUCUGAUGACAUCAGUGGAAAGAGUGCUAGACUACACCGAACUUGAAAGCGAGGCAGCAUGGGAAUCUUACAAACCCCCACCUAGUGACUGGCCAAACCAAGGCACUGUGACAUUUGAAGAUGUCAGCUUUGGCUACAGUCCUGAUUGUGAACCUGUUCUUAAGGAUCUGAAUCUAACAAUCACAUCAAAAGAAAAGGUUGGGCUCGUUGGAAGGACAGGUGCUGGAAAGAGUUCCCUAAUCUCAGCCUUGUUUCGUCUCGCAGAACCAGAGGGGAAAAUCAUCAUUGAUGACAUUGUGACCUCAGAACUAGGUUUACAUGAUCUGCGAAAUAGUAUGUCCAUCAUUCCUCAGGACCCUGUUUUAUUUACUGGUACUAUGAGGAAGAACCUGGAUCCCUUUGAUGAACAUGCUGAUGAAGCACUGUGGAAUGCAUUGGAAGAGGUGCAGCUAAAGGAAGUAGUUGAAGAAUUGCCAAAUAAAUUGAUGACAGAACUAGCUGAAGCUGGUUCCAAUUUCAGCGUUGGACAAAGACAACUAGUGUGUCUCGCCCGAGCAGUGCUUAGAGAAAGUAAAAUACUUAUCAUUGACGAAGCAACAGCAAAUGUGGAUCCACGAACGGAUAAGCUGAUUCAGAAGACAAUUCGGGAGAAGUUUGAGCAAUGCACAGUAUUGACAAUUGCACAUCGACUUAAUACCAUAAUCGACAGUGAUAGAAUUCUGGUACUGGAUCAAGGAAGAGUUGCAGAGUACAAGGAACCGUACGUUCUUCUUGAGAACAAAGAUAGUUUCUUCUACAAAAUGGUACAACACUUGGGCAAGACCGAAGCAAUCGCUCUGACUAAGAUAGCGAAAGAGGUGCACUUGAAAAGGAAGUCUUUAGAAGGAACACCAAGUGACCAAAUGGAAGCCAAUGGUUCAGCAGUUUUAAACUCCAAUAGUAUUGUCUUUGAGACUUCACUAUGAGCAGAGGAAAGAGAAAGUAGAGCACCUCUGUUCUAACAAUAAAGAAAAAUGCUCCAGAAAGGAUUGUUUUAAAUAAAUAAAUAUGAGUUGCGAAGUGGCAAAAUUUGCACCAAAAAAUUUCAUCUUUCUGUUCCUGGUCCAGAUUCUGUUACAGCUUACAGCAUUUAGCUCUAUAAAAUUUGAACUUGAGAUCAUACAGAAAAAGAUAUUUAUACUGCUGUCUAAACUCAACAUCUCCCUUCACAAAGAUAAUGUCAGAUAUUUCAAUUAUCAGGAAAAACCUAUGAAAAUUUGGGGAAGGAGACAAAUUUCACCUUUAAUAAUGUUACUUCUUUGUCAUGGCUUGUGUUUGUAUAGAAUAUGCAUGAGACUGCAAUCACUUUAGGUUGCCUCCAACUCCCUCCAAGUUAUUUUCAAUAGCUAUGCAAGAUCAGUGAACCCAUUCAUUGUAUCUUGCCCGGUCCAUUUUUUCCAAAGUUCUUGCAGACUAUGGAUAUUUUACUGUUAUUUCAACCUUUUGUCUGCUCUAGUUCAAAUGUUUUAUCAUGAAAUUUCAACACCCAAGUGCAUACUUUGUUCUUUAAUGGCAGUUUUUCCAGGGUAUUUAAUUGGCACAAGCAAUAAACUACUGCAUCACAGGUCUACAAUCACAGGUUUGAUUUUAUUUAGUUGGAUAUCAGAAAGUCCAGUAGUUGAAAGGAAACUUUAUACUGUAUCAUUUUUGAAAAUAUGUAAAUUUAAACUGAAUUUAGAACCACUGCAAUUUUUCAAUAUUGCUCUUGUAAACAAGACAGUUAAAUUGAUUUGUUUAGUCUUCAACAGGAGUGGCUUACUACAUUUUGAAAUACUUGAUGCCUUAGGAGUUAUAAUAAAAGUUACCAAAGCUGUACAAAUGGACUUUAUCUUCAAUGAAUUACAUUAGUACAUUUUAUUGUUCUCUAAUACAGUAGAAGCUAUUAGGUGUGAUUAUAAAAGGGACGAGGCAAAUCAAAACCUGC